ACAUUGACAGCCCCAAAAACUUGAUGACCAAGCAGGUGACGGAGAACACUGCCACCGUUUCCUGGGACCCAGUGGAGGCCGACAUAGAUAAGUAUGUGGUGCGCUACACCUCUGCGGAUGGAGAGACCAGGGAGGUUCCAGUGGGGAAAGAGAAGAGCAGCACCGUCCUGACAGGCCUGAGGCCAGGCGUGGAGUACAAGGUCGAUGUGUGGGCCCAAAAGGGGGCCAGGGAGAGCAGGAAAGUCAACACAAAGGCUCCCACAGACAUUGACAGCCCCAAAAACUUGAAGACUAAGCAAGUGACAGAGAACACUGCCACCCUGUCCUGGGACCCAGUUGAGGCUGACAUUGAUAGGUAUGUGGUGCGCUACACCUCUGCGGAUGGAGAGACCAAGGAGAUUCCAGUGGGGAAGAGGACCAGCACCGUCCUGACAGGCCUGAGGCCGGGAGUGGAGUACAAGGUUGAUGUGUGGGCCCAGAAGGGGGCCAGGGAGAGCAGGAAGGCCAACACAAAGGCUCCCACAG
This is a messenger RNA of Dipodomys ordii (Ord's kangaroo rat), 525 nucleotides long. RefSeq names its product tenascin-N-like. The record is from RefSeq and is a predicted model, not a curated record. The transcript is spliced from 2 exons. The annotation marks the transcript as partial. Gene Ontology annotation, molecular function: protein binding. Lineage: Eukaryota; Metazoa; Chordata; Mammalia; Rodentia; Heteromyidae.